UGUGCGCCGGUGCAGGGGUGUGCCAGUGCAGGUGGCGGAUUUCCCAACAGGCUUCGGCAAUCCCACGUGGAUGGGCACGCAUGACGCCCCCCAUGCCACCGCGCCUCUCGUGCAGCAUCCCAGCCAACCACUGCGGCGUCUUCUCCGCAUCACAUAUGGCCGGCGCUCAGCUCCUGCAGCCGUCCAUGGAUGCGGUGGGCUGGUUCGCUAGAGAAGCCCCUUGUCACCUCCGCGCUCCUGCGCUCCCCCUCCCUAGCCUCUCCCUCCUCCUCCUCCUCCUCCUCCUCCUCCUCCUCCUCCUCCUCCUCCUCCUCCUCCUCCUCCUCCUCCUCCUCCUCCUCCUCCUCCUCCCCCCCCUGCCUCCUCCUCCUCCUCUCUUCGGCCCGUCACCAGGGGCUGGUAGCAAAAGAUGCAUUUCAGCUAGCAGACGGAGAUGUCGCCCGUGCAAUCUAUGACUACAUCUCGCCACAUGUACGCACUGGGUGGGCGGCCGGAAGAGAUUCGGGUGGCAGCUAUUGGAACCCGGAUACUGUGACGCCGAUCGGACCACCACCCACCACCGGCCCCAACCUAUGCCUUCCCAUGCCAUGCACUGCCCUCCAUGCCUUCGCCCCUCUCAGCUGAUGGACGCCUGGCACUGCCGUGGCCUGUGGAUUACCUCUCACCGCCCCGCCUUUCGUCCUAACAUGGCGCAGCGCACGUGGACCCCCACAGGGAUGAGGUGGCAUGGACGCAGGGGAUGAGAGCCAGGUUCACCUCGCACGUGCAGAGUCUCGUUUCGGGCGGCAAGCUGCUCGUGCUGCCAGCCGCCCCCAGAUUAGUUGGGGAUAUGCUAUGGCUGCGAGCUGAUAGAGCACACUGGGGUGUGGGGUGGGGAUUGUGGGGAAGAGGGGACGACACAGGAUGACAGGGAAAGAGAAGGCACAGGACGACGGGGAAGAGGGGGCGAGGGAGGGAUGUUAGUGGGCUACCACCAAGAGGCUGUGACAAUACUGAGAGAAACACGAGCACGUGGCUGUAUUGAGAGCAAGGUGAAUGUGAGACUCACUCGAGGUUAGCAACGCCCUGAGUGGGAGGGUUGCUCUGCAGGGUGCGGUCGAUGAGCACCAACAGCUGCAUGUUAUCUGGCAGCCCUGCCAGUGACAAGAGGGAGAGGGGAGUGGGGAGGGGAAGGGAUGGGAAUGGGAGGGGAAAAGGGGCAGAAGGGAGGGGAGGGGUGAGGAAGAAAGGGAGGCAGGGUGAGGUGAGAUGUGGGUGACGGUAGCAGCACACUCCUUGCCAGAGCAAGCUGCUCGCAGCAGGCAUGUUAUCAUACCCCACCACCAGCAUGCGCACCAUCACAAACACGCUGCGCAUGCUACUCUGAACACUCUUAUCCAUCGCCGUGCCGCCACUGCUGUUUCAUGCCCAUCUCCCUCCCCCUCCCCCCUCUCCCGAUCCCCCUGAUGCUGCUGCGCCUCCCUGACUGAACUGAAGCUGGUAACCUCCCUUUUUUCCGCCUCCCCCUGCCCCCACCACUGCACCAGCAGCGCAAGCGGGCCCGGCCCAUGGGUGUGUGCCCCAUGCACAGCGAUGACGUUGCUCAAGGGGCUGAGCAGCAGCACGCUGUCGUAGCGCGGGGCGGGCACGCGGGGCAGGGCGAGGAGCAGCGGGCCCGAGGCGAGGUCGAGCCACGCACUGGCGUAGAGCGUGUCAGUGUUCUGCAGGGGGAUGGGUGUGAAAGGAGUGGAGGAAAGGCAGGAGAGGUGGAGCCAUGGAGGUGUGCAGUGCGUGGCUGGCAGCAGGUGCGCACCUGGUUGUCAGCAGUGGUGAGGUCGGUUUCUGGUGGAGCAGCGCCUUGACUUGACUGUGCGCCACCAGCGGCUGCCCCCGCCUGUGCGCCGUCAGCCCCGCCCGCAGGAACCUGGGGGCAUGGGGCCACGGUGAGAUGGCCUCGAAACAUGGCACGGUGUAAUGGCAUGAUGGAGUGGCAGACAUGAUGGUGUUGGAAAUGAUAAAAUGACUGGCAUUCCAGUACGGACAAAUAACCGUCCCGGUUGUUGGAAAUAUCUCAAAGGACUUGAGCGUUUUUGAAGUGUAACACUGCACUCGAGGAAGACUACAGGGGAGCACGCGAGUCAACGGAGGUUACAUGAGGGGGCGGACAAAGAAUACGAAAAGACACGAAAGGUCGCAACUGGAGGUUGCAACUGACCGUUACAACAUCACGGAUGGUAACCGAAGCGGUAAUCGA
Molecule: messenger RNA, 2233 nt
Organism: Closterium sp. NIES-67
Lineage: Eukaryota; Viridiplantae; Streptophyta; Zygnematophyceae; Desmidiales; Closteriaceae
Source: the annotation of a GenBank genome assembly